Messenger RNA from Drosophila elegans, 1763 nucleotides. RefSeq lists its product as uncharacterized. The transcript is spliced from 4 exons. NCBI's taxonomy places the organism in Eukaryota, Metazoa, Arthropoda, Insecta, Diptera, Drosophilidae. The coding region runs from base 107 to 1669 and encodes 520 amino acids. The record is from RefSeq and is a predicted model, not a curated record.
UGUUGAAGUGUAAAAAAAAAACAAAAACUCUAAACAAACCCAGCAAUUUAGCCAAUUUAAUGCCGUUUCUUUUUAAUUUAUAAAAUACCGCCAAAAACACUUAACAAUGAGCAAGUUUGCGAAAUUUAAUGGCAAUGACGAGGACGAAAAUGUAAUCGAGCAGAAAUACGCUCACAUAUUAGAUCUGGAAAAUCCAUCGGUAUUGGACAACAGUUCUGGAAAAGCCAUUCGCUGCAAGUGGACAGACGAAGAGGUCGAAUUCUUUCUGGGAAUUGUACACCAAAUGAAACUGCAAUCUCCACUGCGAAAAGCACGCAAUGAAAAGGUGUUCAAGGUGAUAUCCAGAGAAAUGGGCAAACGCAACUGUCCCAAGACCCCGAAGCAGUUGAGGAUCAAGUUCCAACAGUUGAGGAGGCAGUAUGUGAGGUGCAGAAGGAGUGGCGGUGAGCCGUUCGAGCACUUCGAGGCAGUCCACGAGUUGCUGCAGGGAAACGGAGCCUCCGAUCUGGAGGCGGAACUGGAGAGUGACUCCGAUGGGGAGGCCGACGAGGACCAGUCUGUCCAGAUUUCGGAAACCGAAGGAGAUGAUGCCUUGGACGCAUCCUCUUCGUCGAUUAACAUAAAUGCCCGUUGCAAGUGGACCAAAGGCGAGGUGGACCUUCUCCUAAAUCUGAUCCACUCCCUGGGUCUGCGGGCUGCUUUGCUGCGAAAGCGCAAUGCGAAGGUCUUCAAGCUGCUGGCCAAGGAGAUGGCGAAAAGAAACUGCAAAAAGGGUGCGGACAAGCUGCGCAUCAAGUUCCAGCUGCUGCGACGGAUGUACAACAAGGUGAAGAAUGGCACCGGCGAGACCUUCGAGCACUUUGAGGCCAUGCGACAGGUCUUGGAUCCCACGGAAGAGGAGGCGGCGGCCGCGGAGGCUGAAGCGGAGGCCAAUCUGAGUAGCGCCAGUGAUAGUGAGGAAGAUAGCGAUGAGGAAGAGGGUGAUGCCUCACAUAAAAGCGGAGCUCACUUUUGGACGGACGACGAGGUGGACUCCUUUCUACUCAUCAUAAGGGCAAAUGGCUUCUUUCAAGCAUUAGAUGGCUCGAGGAAACGUAACUUUCAGACCCUAGCCCAUAUUUCCAAUAUCCUGGAUAAGCAAGGCAUUAAACGCACUCCCCACCAGCUGCGCAAUAAGCUGAGAUUGCUUUAUAAGCGGCAUCGAGAGGCCAAGGAACACGGAUUGGAGAAUGUGCGAAUUCUGCCCCGCCACUUCGAGCUAUACGAUGACCUUGUCCAGGCGCCGCGCGAAAACAAAAAGAGUGUCACUCCAAGGCCCAUCCGCCACAUUAAAACUGCCUUUGCCAAGCCAGCAAGCAAACCAAACGUUCCGCUGGAUAGUGAUAGCGAAAACUCCAGCUCUACCUGUGAUCUUCUGCGAGCCGCUGCCGACAGCGAGGACUACGAGGAUGCACCGGAGAUGGAGGUGGAACCAACGCCAAUCGAAGCACUCUCUGCCAUUAUCGAGGGCCAAAAGCAAUUGCUGGCUCAGGUCAGAACCGCCAACGAAAGCUUUCUGCGGCAGCAACGCGAACAGCAGCAACAAUUUCUGCUGCAAGUUUCCGAUCUGAUGCGCCGCGAUCGAGAGGAGACCUUACGCAGGAUCAGCGAAAUGCUGCCACCAAAAUAAUCGAGUCCCAAAUCAAGCUUCUAAAACUUUUAUUGAAUUGAAUUCGAAGUUAUUGCAAAAAGUUGUCAAUUUUUAUAUGUAUUAUAUGUAUGUA